Molecule: messenger RNA, 1332 nt
Organism: Culex quinquefasciatus (southern house mosquito)
Lineage: Eukaryota; Metazoa; Arthropoda; Insecta; Diptera; Culicidae
Product: alpha-2-macroglobulin-P
Exons: 2
Coding region: 342-1316 (324 amino acids)
Source: RefSeq, a predicted model, not a curated record
GAAGCUGGUUUACAAAAUCUGAUGCGAAAUGGUGCAAAUAUGUUAUCGGAAAAUAUUCGGAAUAUUGGCAGCUAUUUUGGCCAACGUUGAGUGUUCCCUUUUUAAUGAUCCACUGGCACCAAGAUUGUACCAGAACCAAGUAGUCAGAUACAUUGAUCUACCGGCAACGGCGAAGCAAACUCAAAAUAUAACAAUCCGUCUGGAUAUUCCCAGUUUGGUGGAGAAGACAGCCAGGAUUGUUUUUGUUUUUGGCAAUUUGUUCCCGCGGUAUCCAAAGAAUCGCCGCGAAACUUUUUUCCACAGCCGCUGUUUGGGGAAUCCCCGUGAAUGUUCAACUUUCGAUGAAUCAUAAUACAAACCUGUCGUCGAAUUGCUCACAACUGGAUUGCGUCACAACUUUUGUCCAUAAUGUAGCCAUCGUCGAUUACCUCGCACGGAUUGGAAGUCGUCCUUCGGAGAAUGUAUCUUCGGUCUUAGAGGAAAAUUUGCGUUCUGUUCUGCAGUAUCGACGUCAGGAUGGUUCGUUCGGUACCCCUUCGGUAUCGCGUGUUUACCUGACGGCCUUUAUUGCCAAAGGACUUCAGGUGGCCAAAAGGUACAUCUUUAUCCAUGAAGCCAUUCUUGGUGAUGCGCUGAAGUGGCUUGCGGCGAAACAACAGCCCUCGGGACAGUUUGUCGAGGUAGAACCAACGUUGUACGAGAAAAUGAGAGACCUCAGGCUUACCGCUUACGUGCUGACGAUCUUCGCGACGGAAAACCAAUACACGGAAGUCGUGCGGAAAGCUUCCGAGUACGUAGCUGACAGAACCGAACAGAUGGGUGUCUACGAGCUUGCUCUGGCUUCCUACGCGUUAUCACUAGCCAAUCAUCCCAAGGGUAAGUACUGCCUGGAGCAGCUUAACCAUCCAAGAUCACCUGGAUAUCAACCAAACGCCUACUGGAGAGGUAAAUCGUCCAAUGCUGAAAUAGCCGGGUACGCGCUGCUGGCAUCCCUGAAUCAUACAGUCUACACCAACACGGAGGACAUUGUCCAGUGGUUGAAGUCUCGUUCCUUUCGCUCAUACGGGAGAUUCCGACAUACGCAGGGCAUUACCACUGCUCUAACAGCUCUUUCACAACACUACGAAAAGUUUUCCCAGUAUAUCAACAGCUACACCGUCCAACUUCGAUACCAAUCAAACUUCAAGAUCCUUCACGUUACUCCAACCGACUCCAGAAUGUUCGAACUGGAUCUACCGAGCAAUACCAAGCUCGUACAAGUCCAAGUUCAAGUUACCGGAUUUGGUCGGCUGGCAUGGAGGCCAGCUUCGCGCUAAACGUACAACUAGUCAA